Molecule: messenger RNA, 5850 nt
Organism: Tyto alba (common barn owl)
Lineage: Eukaryota; Metazoa; Chordata; Aves; Strigiformes; Tytonidae
Gene: DENND4B
Product: DENN domain containing 4B
Exons: 27
Coding region: 1030-5424 (1464 amino acids)
Biological process (GO): regulation of Rab protein signal transduction
Cellular component (GO): cytoplasmic vesicle
Molecular function (GO): protein binding
Source: RefSeq, a predicted model, not a curated record
CUGUGGGGCCGGCCGGGUGUCUGGGGUGCACGGGGCCGGCUGGGGGUGGCUCUGCGGCCGGACUGAGCUUUGCUGACACCCCCCCCCCCGCCAAUUUCCAGCCCAGGGUUUCCAGCCCGAGAUGGGGGACACGCACACCCGUGGUGUGCAGGGUGCCGUGGGGCAGAGGGCACACAGCGGGACAGGGCCCCCCAGUGCUCCCCUGCUUUUGGGGCGCAGGUUUGCCCCCUAAACCAGCGGGCUGGAUCCUUAGGGAUGGGGUCAGGGCGCGAAGCGGGGGUCCCACCUCCCCCGCCCCUCGCCGUGAGGCCGGUUCCUGCUGCGGCUGGUGGCAAAGCCCUGCCUCUCCCACGGGAGACCCCCGUGGGGCUGCCCACACUGAGGGUCACCGGGGAGGGGGACCUGUCCGCUGAGACCCCGCUGUGUCCUGCUGGCUCUCAGUGGGGUGCCCCACUGUGGGGUCCUGCCCAGGACCCAUGAGAGUGGGGGGUGUGGGACACACACACACACGGGGGACCCCCCUCACUGAUUUCUCCCCACCCAAGACGAGUGGCAGGAAGCUAAAUUGGGCCAUGUCUUGGUUGCUGGCACGUGACACUGAGCUAAAAAUAGCCCGGGUGGCUGGCAGUGGGACUGGGGGGUCCCGGGGUCCCCAACUGGGGGGACGGGGACAGGCUCCAACGGCUGCCGUGGCCCUUCCUCUGCCGGCACGGGGGAUGCUGGCACGGCGUGGUGGUGUGACACCCCCCCCCACCCCCCCAGCUAAGGGGGUUUCCCCUUUGGGGACGUGGGGCCACCACGGUGUCCCUGCUUGGGGUUCUCCGUGUUGGGGGUUGGGACCAGUUUGCCCCCCCCGCCCUGGGACGGUUGGGGCAGCGCCGCCCCCGGUGCCCCACGGAGAGGGGUGACAGCUGCGGGGGUGUGACGUGGGUGUUGGCGGCCUCGUCGCCCCUCUUCCUUCCCCUUUCCAACCCGCCUCGCUGCAGCUCUUCGGCGGAUCCCUCCGGUGGCACCCAGAUGCCGUGAGCCAUGUCGGACGAGAAGCCCCCGCAGCUGGUGGAUUACUUCGUGGUGGCCGGACUGACGGACACCUCGCGGCCGCUGGAAGAGGAGAGCCAGCAGCACCGCCCGGCCCGCCCCAGCGAGCCCAUCACCGACGUGGCCGUCAUCAUCCGCUCGCAGGGCGAGGAGGUGCCCCACGGCUUCACCUGCAUCGAGACCACCACCUCCGGCCACCCCGUCGACCUCAACGCCGGGCUGCUCAACAACCCCCAGAUGUUCAUAUGCUACAAGCGGGGCCGGGACAAACCCCCCCUCAUCGAGCUGGGGGUGCACUAUGAGGGCAAGGACCGCCCGAAGCCGGGCUAUAAGAUCCUGGACACCACACCCUACAGCCGCUCGGCCAACCUCAAUUCGGGGGGGCCGGGACAUCAACGCACCUUCCUGACGUACCGGCGGGCAGCCGAGCCCCAUGGCCACAACACGUUGGGGGUCACCGACAUCUGCCUCGUCAUACCCAGCAAGGGCGAGAGCACCCCCCACACCUUUUGCCGGGUGGACAAGAACCUCAACACCAGCAUGUGGGGCCCUGCCCUGUUCCUGUGCUACAAAAUCGCCAUGGCCAAGGCCAACACGCUGGUCUACGAAGCAGGGCUGCUGGGGCGUUACCCCGAGCAGGACAGCGAGUCCUUCCCCCUGCCCGAAUCGGUGCCCGUUUUCUGCCUGCCCAUGGGGGCCACCAUCGAGAGCUGGCCGGCUGACACCAAAUACCCGCUGCCCGUCUUCUCCACCUUCGUGCUGACGGGCGCCUCGGGCGACAAGGUGUACGGGGCGGCCAUCCAGUUCCACGAGGCGUUUCCCCGGGAGCGGCUGUCGGAGAAGCAGAGCCUGCGCCUGGGCCUGCUCAGCGUGGUGGAUCGCCGGCCCGUGGCCGGCCGCUCGCUGCAGACCCGCAAGAGCAUCUGCGUCCUCUCCCACUGGCCUUUCUUCGACGUCUUCCGCAAGUUCCUCAUGUUUAUCUACCGCUACUCCAUCUCGGGGCCCCACGUGCUGCCCCUCGAGACGCACAUCUCGCACUUCAUGCACAACGUCCCCUUCCCGUCCCCGCAGCGGCCGCGCAUCCUGGUCCAGAUGUCCCCAUACGACAACCUGCUGCUGUGCCGCCCCGUGUCCUCCCCGCUGCCGCUCAGCGGCGCCAGCUUCCUGACGCUGCUGCAGAACCUGGGCCCCGACAACGCGGUGGCACUGCUGGUGGCCGUGCUGACCGAGCAGAAGCUGCUCAUCCACUCCCUCCGCCCCGACGUCCUGACCAGCGUGGGCGAAGCUCUGGUGGCGAUGAUCUUCCCCCUGCGCUGGCAGUGCCCCUACAUCCCGCUGUGCCCGCUGGCGCUGGCUGACGUGCUGUGUGCCCCCGUGCCCUUCAUUGUAGGCAUCCACUCCAGCUACUUCGACCUCUACGAGCCCCCCAGGGACGUCAUCUUCGUCGACCUGGACACCAACACCAUCUUCCAGAGCGAGGAACGCAAGCUGCUGUCCCCCCGCUCCCUGCCCCGCCGGCCCUGCAAGGUGCUGCUGGCCUCGCUGCACAACCUCUCCCAGCAGCUGGAUGAGAUGUACAGCGGGCCGGGGGAGGAGGCGUCGCUGGAGCUGCUGCUGAGCGACGCGGAGGCGGCGCGGGGCCGGCGAGCGCAGCUGGAGCUGGAGGCGCGGGCGGCUUUCCUGCGCUUCAUGGCCUGCGCCCUGCGGGGUUACCGCUCCUUCCUGCGCCCCAUCGCCCCGGCGCCCGCCCCGGCCGGCCGCGACGCCGGCAGCCUCUUCGCUUUGCAGGGGUUCCUCAAGUCCCGGGAGCGGGCGUACCACCGGUUUUACGGGCAGCUCCUGCGCACCCAGCUCUUCACCCAGUUCAUCGAGGACUGCUCCUUCGCCAGCGACCGGGACCCCUGCCUCGAGUUUUUCGACACCUGCGUGGAUAAGGUGCAGGCGGAGCUGGAGAAGCCGGAGGACACCCCCUUAAUGGAGCUGGAUGACCCGCGGGGGGGUGAACACACUGUUUUCAUCACCCCCCCUGAGCAGCCGGCAGGUCCUGACGGCGCCGAGCUGCCUGCGCGGUACCGCUAUGAUGGGUUCCCCACCCUGCGUCCCGAGCUCCUGGAGCCCCCCCGGGACCCGUUGGUGGCCCAGCUGUGCCAGGCCAGGAGCAGUGCUCCCAGCAGCCCGGCCCCACGCAGGACCAAGCAGGAGAUGAAGGUGGCCCAGCGAGUGGCCCAGAAGUACUCCUCGGUGCCCGACAUGUGGGCCAAGUGCCUGUUGGGGCACUGCUACGGGCUCUGGUUCCUCUACCUGCCCACCCACGUCCGCGCCGCCCCCGCCAAGCUGCGGGCGCUGCAGCUGGCCUACGAGGUCCUGCGCAAGAUGGAAGCUCACAAAGUGGUGCUGCCGGACGAGGUUUGCUACCGCAUCCUGAUGCAGCUCUGCGGGCAGUACGGCGAGCCGGUGCUGUCGGUGCGGGUGCUGCUGGAGAUGAAGCGCGCCGGCAUCGUGCCCAACACCAUCACCUACGGCUACUACAACAAGGCGGUGCUGGAGAGCAAGUGGCCGGCGGGCACCCAGGGCGGGCGCCUGCGCUGGGCCAAGCUCCGCAACGUGGUGCUGGGGGCCGCCCAGUUUCGGCAGCCCCUGCGGCAGCGGGAACGCCGGGCCGCCGCCGUCGCCCCCCCAGGUGGUCGAGCCCCCCCGGCGCCCCGUCCCAGCCUGCAGCGUCAAACCACCUGGGCUGGGCGCAGCCUGAGGGACCCCCCCCCGCCCCCCCGGCUGGUGAAGAGCGGCAGCCUCAGCUUCCCCGGCAGCACCCACGGUGAGGAGGAGCGGGGGGAACCAGGGGAACCCCUGGCUACCCGGCCCCCCCUUCUUCCCACAGCCCCGGACCCCCUGCCCCCCCGGCUGCGGGGUCCCCCCGGUUCGGCCGACGGGAGCCUGUCGGACAUCAGCUUUGCCACGGAUGAGAGCGACCGGGCGGACGAGGGGCCGGCGGGUAGCGGGGGGCUGCCGGGGGGCACGCCGCGGCGGGGGCUGGCGGCCAAACUGCAGCAGCUGCUGUCCCCUGGCAAACGGCCCCCGCUCCGGCCGGCCGCCAGCACCGAGCUCCCCGCCGGCCCCCGCGAUGCCACCGCUGCCGCCUGCCCGCGCCGGGGCUCCGAGCAGCGGGACGGCGAACCCCCGCCGCGCCGCAGCCCCGUCGAGACCCUGCUGCGCCCACGGGAGCGCCCCGAAUCCACCGCCUCCGAGAGCUCUGUCUCGCUGGGCAGCGAGUUGGACCUGUCGGACACGUCGGUGGGCAGCGCCGGCGUUCCCAAAUCCUCCGAGCCGCCGGCUGACGGGGUGACGGGGCAGGAGCCGCCCGCCGUGGAGGUCCUGCUGUCCAGCUGCUCGCGGUGCCAGGGCUGCGGCGCGCUGGUGUACGACGAGGAGGUGAUGGCCGGCUGGACCUCCGACGACUCCAACCUCAACACCACCUGCCCCUUCUGCGGCCGCUCCUUCGUCCCCUUCCUCAGCAUCGAGAUCCAGGACUUCCAGCUGCCCCCCAGUGCCACCGAGGAUGGCUCCCUCCCUCCUCCCGCCGCGCAGGGACCGGUGCUCAGUGACCGCCGCCGCUGCCUGGCCCUGGAUGAGGCCGAGCCGGGGCUCUGCAACGGCUGCCCGGAUGCUGCGAUCCCACGGCGAUCGGAGCGGGUGGCUUUUGCUUAUCUGAGCCCGCUGGUGCUGCGGAAAGAGCUGGAAAGUUUGGUGGAGAACGAAGGCGGCGAGUUCCUGGCGCAGCCGGAGCUGGUGGACAGUCACCCCAUCAUCUACUGGAACCUCGUCUGGUAUUUCCAACGCUUGGGGCUCCCCAGCAACCUCCCCCGCCUGCUCCUCGGCUCCCAGCACGUCACCCCAACCCCGCAGACGCAGCCCCCCGAUUCCUCCGGCGUGCGCGUCCGGCUGCUCUGGGACGUCCUGACCCCCGAACCCGACAGUUGCCCCCCGCUUUACGUCCUGUGGCGGCUUCACAGUAACGUCCCCACGCGGCUGCGGUCCUGGCGGCCCCACGGCCACCCCUUCUCGCUGGCUUUCCUCGAGGCCGUGCUGAGCCACGUAGGGCUGAGCGAGGUGCACAAAGCCAUCGCCCUCUUCCUCGAGACGCUGGCAGCCCCGGGGGGCCCCCGGCACCUACAGAGGAGCAUCUACCGGGAAAUCCUCUUCCUCACGCUGGCGGCGCUGGGCAGGGACCACAUGGACAUCGCCGCCUUCGACAAGAAAUACAAGUCAGCUUACAACAAGCUGGCGGGGAGCCUGGGCAAGGAGGAGCUGCGGCGGCGGCGGGCGCAGCCCCCCAGCUCCAAAGCCAUCGACUGCCGCAAGAGCUUCGGGGCCACCCUCGAGUGCUAGAGGUGGCCCCCCGCCCCCUCCCCACUGCCCCCCCCACCCCAGGGAUCUGUGUGGGGGGGUCCCCAACCGACCCCUCCGCUCCCCAGCCCUAAGGGUGGGGAGCCCCCUGCCACAGCCCCUGCCUCACAAAGGGUUUUAUAUGUCAGUGUUAAUAUAUUUUUAUUUAUUUAUUCGCUCCCGCCACCCCCCCUCCCCAGCACCCCCUCCUCGCUUGUGCUGGCAGCCGGGGGGGGUGCUGGGAUGGGCUCCACACCGCUCCCCCCUCCCCGUUCCCCCAUCCCCACCUGCCCGUGCCCGGGGGUGGGGUUUUGGGGUACAUGGGGGGGGCGGUUUUGGGGGCCCCUCCCCUCCCCCCUCGCACUGUGCAAUAGGAGCCCCCCCUCACCCCGGGGGUCUGUAAAUAAAAGCCACUGCGGUAUUUUCCCA